UUGUGUUCUGCGACGAACGGGACUGAGGGUGUGGCAGAGCGCCCUUAAGGAAGUCGGGUGACAGGCUCCUGGCCUGCGAAGGCCGGAACUCCUUUCUCCCGUUUGCAGGCCUUUCUGAUAUAUCCAUCUCACAAGACAUCCCCGUGGAAGGAGAAAUCACCAUUCCUAUGAGAACUCACAUUCGGGAAUUUGAUAGCUCCACGUUAAAUGAAUCUGUUCAGAAUACAAUUAUGCGUGAUCUAAAAGCUGUUGGGAAAAAAUUCAUGCAUGUUUUGUACCCAAGAAAAAGCAAUACUCUUUUGAGAGAUUGGGACUUAUGGGGCCCUUUGAUCCUUUGUGUGACACUUGCAUUAAUGCUUCAAAGAAGCUCUGUAGAUAGUGAAAAGGAUGGAGGGCCCCAGUUUGCAGAAGUCUUUGUCAUUGUCUGGUUUGGUGCAGUUACCAUCACCCUCAACUCAAAACUUCUUGGAGGAAACAUAUCUUUUUUCCAGAGCCUCUGUGUGCUGGGUUACUGUAUACUUCCCUUGACAGUGGCAAUGCUGGUUUGCCGGUUGGUGCUUUUGGCUGAGCAAGGACCAGUAAACUUCAUGGUCCGGCUUUUCGUGGUGAUCCUGAUGUUUGCCUGGUCUAUAGUAGCCUCUACAGCUUUUCUUGCCGAUAGCCAGCCUCCAAACCGCAAAGCCCUCGCCAUUUAUCCUGUUUUCUUGUUCUAUUUUGUCAUCAGUUGGAUGAUUCUCACCUUCACUCCUCAGUAAAUUAGGAAAUGGAAAUUAAAAACCAGUGAAUUGAAAGCUCAUCUGAAGGAUGCAAUUCACCAUGGAGCUUUGCCUCUGGCCCUCUUUUAUCUAAUUUUGGAGGUAUUUGGUACGUGAGGAGAUGAAAAGGGAGCUAUAAAGCACCAUCGCCACUUAUGUGAGGAACUGAUAUUUGAAAGGUUGUCCUUUUCCUCUUAAUGUCAUUUCUUGAAAAUACAUAGUAUAGACAGUAUAGUGCUGCCUUAAGGCAUGAUAGGGUCACCAUGGUCCAUUUGAGUGACAACCAAUGAUUUGGGAAGCACAUGGAUACAUCCUGCAAGUUAAGUGGAAUUAGUAACUGUAUUUUCAGUUUUGAGAGUACCAGUACAGGUGCAGCUCUUAAACAAUUGCCUUAUGACUAUUAGAAUAUGCCUCUCUUUUCAUAAAAAAAGAAUGGAUAGUCUAUAUCCAUUUUUUAAAUUUCUCUCUUAGUCUUAAAAAGGCAAUGACAGACGUUGGGGAGGGGGUUCAUAACUGGGUAGGAGAAAACUUGCAUUAACCAGUAUUCAGAUUUUGACGGGGGAAAAUGCUACCCUUGUUGCUUUUUUAAAAAGCAAAGGACAGCUAAAGAAUUGACUUCUUUAGUUUUUCCAUAUAAUCACCUUUCUGCCAUGCUUAAUAGCACUUCAGUGAUACUCUAGUUUUUAAUCUUACCCCCCCAGCUCUGAAUAUGCAAGCUGUUCACAGUUACCAUGUAAUUUUCCUUUGAUUAAAGCUCUCAGUGGACCAAUGCUUGAACUUAUCCAGGUGGAAGACCUCAAAAAUUUAGAUUGGUCGUUCCAUCAUGCAUAUUAUUAUAUGGGCACUUUUUUCUUAACAGUAGAAUGAGGUAGUUUGGAUACAGCAUAACUCUAAAGAAUUAUUCUGUGUAGUCUGGCCUCUAACUAGAAACUAAAGCCAAAUCAGAAGCCUGCAUUUAACCAUGUGAACAUAGAGAGAUUUUAGUGUUCUGCUGGCUGGUUCACAGAACAGCUAGAUGCUUAGAGCAUGACAUAGGAUGAAUUGGGUUUACAGCUGCCACCUUUUCAUAGUGGGCUUAGCAGUGUUUUCAUUAGAUGGUGCUUCUCGGGUUGGGGAAUAGCAAUGUAUUUUCUUAGUUUUAGACUAUUUGUAAAGCUAAUUAGCUCUUCUUUAGACAAGUACUUUUUCUGCACAUGUGCACCUGCUUGUAUUCUCAGCUAUUUAUACAUACAAGUGUGAAGGAUUUUCAGGGAGCAGAGUGUCUGGAAAUGCUGAUUUCUAAGCUAAACUCGGUUCCUUUAUGGUAAUAUGAGCUACUGCCUUCUAUAAAUUGCACAUUGAAGAACUCUUAAUAGACAAAAGAUUAGGAGUCAGGCAGACAACAUCCAUUGUAUAUACAGUUAAUUAUAAAAAUAGGAAUUUAUUCCACAUUUUUUCUUUAUCACGGAAUUGAAAUAUUUAUUCAUUUUGUAUCUAAAGACUACACAUAGAUAUGUAAUUUUAAAAACAUAUUUUCUCCGUUCUCAGCUUAACCAAGAACAAUACUAGGACAAAUGUGUUCUUGGAGUGAUAUUAAAUUACAGAGCAUUACAAAGUUGGUCCCCUCUGUCCCAGCCUUUUUUUGGUUAUAUCUUUAUUUCAGUUUCCCCUCUAAAUUUUAAAAUAAACCCUGUGCGCACAAAGCUAAUGUUACAUUCUUGAAGUGGUAAAGAAAGUAUUUUGAAACUGGUUCCGAUUGGUCCAAAAGUAUUUCCAUUGUCUGAAAUUUUCUAACAUCUUACCAAAACAUCUCUCUUCCAAAGUGAUUUCAUACUCUGUCCCAAUGGUUAUAAAGCAAAAUUAAAGAAAUAAUCAUAUUUCUCAAAAGGGAAUUGUCUACUGAAUUUUACUCAGGCUAAAUAUUUUGGUCAGAAAUUUUUAAGGCCACAACUGGAGUAGGGGUUGUGUGUGCAGGGAGAGGGGUUAUACAUAUUACGUGUUAAGGCAGCUUGUUCUGUGUAUUAACCUGUUGGUCUUUGGUGACUUGAAGAAUGGCUUUAUUUUAUUUAAAUAAAGGUGGGUAAAAUGGAGAUUAUCUUUCUGAAAAUGGUCAGUUUUAUGGCAUAAAUUAUAUUUUCUUAAUAUAUGCACAAAAAAGUGCAUUGCUUUCUGUGGCAGAAGACAUGAUUAUCUUGAAGUUGUAACCCUCAACACAGCUUUCCCUGAUUUGCUGCAAAGGCACAUGGCUAAUUAUAGAAAGAAAGACUAUAAGAGAAGGGGAUUUUUAAUAAAGGAAACCCUGUUCCAGGAAUUGAGAAGUGUCAUACUUUAGAUGAAACUCAAGUGUGUGAGCCUCAUUACCAAAUGUGGUGCAUCAUUGUCGGAAUGUGGUGCAUCAUUACUGUUGUGGCUUAUCAUUUGCUGCUCCUGCUUCUGAGAUUGAACCUCCACUGUCAUUCUUUAGCAAUAGGAAAGGUAAAGACUGGAUUUAAUUGCUGUUCAGAUCAUAAAAACUCAACUGAUGCAAACAUAUUUGAAUGUGCCGUGUAGUCAUAAAUGUCAACCAUACCUUUAGUUGUCAAGUCUUUUGCCUCUUAAGAGGCUUAUUACAUGAAUUCAGUUGGAUCUUUUUAUUGUGAUGGGGUUUUUCUUUUGUUGGACAAGGUGGUCCUUUCACAGAGCAUGGGACUAAUAAGCAUUUAACUGUUUACUAUAUUUGUCUUUUUAUAAAGUAUCCCCCAGAUGUGAUAAGAUGGUUAGCAAGCCUGUAUUUGAAGAUUUAAUUGUGUACUUCUUAUAAUCUAACUACUUACUGUACCUGGACUUUCUGUUUAUUCCUGGAGAUUAAAAUGAAAAUCUCCUGUCAUUUCAAAUCUUUGUGUAACAUCAAGUCAUUGAAAUUUAUUUAAAUGCUAUCAUGAUAUGAUCAGACGACAUCCAUUGCAUGCAGCUGUUUUAUUCCAGAGUAAAAUACUGACAUUGUUAUUCUUUAUUAGAUUGUUAAUUUUUGAGACAAUAUGGAUAGAAAUAAAUGUGUGAAUGUUAA
Molecule: messenger RNA, 3780 nt
Organism: Hyaena hyaena (striped hyena)
Lineage: Eukaryota; Metazoa; Chordata; Mammalia; Carnivora; Hyaenidae
Gene: YIPF6
Product: Yip1 domain family member 6
Exons: 7
Coding region: 168-755 (195 amino acids)
Biological process (GO): endoplasmic reticulum to Golgi vesicle-mediated transport
Cellular component (GO): trans-Golgi network; membrane
Source: RefSeq, a predicted model, not a curated record